Saccharomyces paradoxus is the source of this 519-nucleotide messenger RNA. RefSeq names its product cytochrome c oxidase subunit IV (gene COX4). Bases 1 to 519 code for a protein of 172 amino acids. Gene Ontology annotation, biological process: mitochondrial electron transport, cytochrome c to oxygen. The record is from RefSeq and is a predicted model, not a curated record. The transcript has a single exon. NCBI's taxonomy places the organism in Eukaryota, Fungi, Ascomycota, Saccharomycetes, Saccharomycetales, Saccharomycetaceae. Gene Ontology annotation, cellular component: mitochondrial envelope.
AUGCACCCACCCCGUCCUUUGAUGUUACUAUACAAACAGAUAACAAGCACAAUGCUGUCACUACGUCAAUCUAUAAGAUUAUUUAAACCAGCCGCAAGAACUUUGUGUAGCUCCAGAUUUCUGCUUCAGCAAAAACCUGUAGUGAAAAUUGCCCAAAACUUGGCAGAAGUCAAUGGUCCAGAAACUUUGAUUGGUCCUGGUGCCAAAGAGGGUACCGUUCCAACAGACCUAGACCAAGAAACUGGUUUAGCGAGAUUGGAACUAUUGGGUAAACUAGAAGGUAUCGAUGUUUUUGACACCAAACCAUUAGAUUCGUCCAGAAAGGGUACCAUGAAAGAUCCGAUCAUCAUUGAGUCUUAUGAUGAUUAUCGUUAUGUCGGUUGUACGGGUUCUCCCGCUGGUUCACAUACUAUUAUGUGGUUAAAACCUACUGUUAACGAAGUCGCCAGAUGCUGGGAAUGUGGUUCUGUUUACAAACUAAACCCUGUUGGUGUUCCAAGUGAUGACCACCAUCACUAA